UUUUUUUAGUAUUACAGCCAAUCUACCUGGUUCUUGAUCUGAAACUUACGUAUUGAAUAACUUAUACCAUUUGUUCACAUUUGUAUCGUUUAGUGAGAAAUCAAAACGAAGUACAACAUCGCCAUUGCGAGUGCAUUUCUUGCUAGAGAAUUAAUGUUCGUUCUAUCGAAAUUUCUCUGAUUACUUGACAACAAUUAAACACUUUUAGUCGUGUGUAAUCUUUUCUGAUUUUAUAUCGUGAUAUUUACUCAUUACAAACAGUUACGAUUCUAUUUCUUCCAAAAAAUCAGUCUUUUUGAAAAACAUUUUUUUUUUAAUACAUCUCUGCUUUAAUGAAGACAUGUGUUACGGUGACAAGGGGAUUACAAAGUUAAGUAAAACUAUUUGAAAAAUUAAGUCAACAUCGAAAAAGAGAAUUAUCGCUUAAAGGGCACAAGAUGGAAGGUGAAAUGUCGUCUGGAGCAGCAGAACCGAGCAAAACUACAAUGUUCUUUUAUAAUACACCUAAAAAUCACUUCUUUAAUGCGUUAGUAGCUGGUGCAGUGGCGGGAAUGGUAGUAGACGUAGUCUUAUUUCCUAUAGAUACAAUGAAAACCAGAUUACAAAGCGAAUUGGGUUUUUGGAGAGCUGGAGGUUUCCGUGGCAUUUAUAAAGGUUUAGCGCCCGCAGCAGCCGGAAGCGCACCUUCCGCGGCACUGUUUUUUUUUGCUUAUGAAAAUUUAAAGAUUUUUCUAGGUGGUAUAACCCAGAGCAGUAAGAAUUCUCCUUACAUUCACAUGAUGUCCGCCUCAAGUGCAGAAGUGCUAGCCUGCGUUGUGCGAGUCCCUGUUGAAAUAGCCAAACAAAGGCGACAGGCUUCGAAUCAUAAGCAGCAACAAAGCAGUUUGCAAAUAUUAUGGACUGCGUAUAAAAAUGAAGGUUUAAGGCAAGGUCUCUAUAGAGGUUUUGGAUCGACAAUAAUGCGAGAAAUACCAUUUAGUUUAAUUCAGUUCCCAUUAUGGGAAUACUUCAAAUUGCAAUGGAGCCCUGCUACGGGCUUGGAAUUAACUCCUUUCUCGGUGGCCCUGUGUGGCGCUAUAGCUGGUGGGAUUUCUUCCGGCCUUACUACUCCAUUAGAUGUGAUUAAGACACGCGUGAUGUUGGCCGAACGAAACAGUUUGAUUGUUAAGUUAACUAUACCACAAGUUUUGUCCUCUAUUCUCAGGGAGAAAGGCUUUAAGGGUUUAUUUGCUGGAUUUAUACCUCGUGUUUUAUGGAUAACUUUAGGUGGUGCCUUUUUCUUUGGCUUUUAUGAUUUAACGUCUCGCUUAUUAGUUUCAAAAGAAGCCUAUCACAAAUAAAAAAUCAUUUAAAUUUUUUAUUGUUUUGUAAGGUAUUAAGGAAAGUUUACACAUCUCUUAUUAGUACGAGAAGAAAAAUUGGCUUAGCGUUGUUCAUUUCAUUUAUUUACAUGUCUGACAACUUUACCCAAAUUUUCAUUAAACGCAAUAGUCCGGUGAUUGAUGGAAGCUGUUGUUCGUCUUGCAAGCAUUAACCUGAGAUAAUAAUAAUG
This is a messenger RNA of Glossina fuscipes, 1552 nucleotides long. Its product is annotated as S-adenosylmethionine mitochondrial carrier protein homolog. The coding region runs from base 438 to 1340 and encodes 300 amino acids. Gene Ontology annotation, biological process: transmembrane transport. The transcript has 3 exons. The record is from RefSeq and is a predicted model, not a curated record. Gene Ontology annotation, molecular function: S-adenosyl-L-methionine transmembrane transporter activity. Gene Ontology annotation, cellular component: mitochondrial inner membrane. Lineage: Eukaryota; Metazoa; Arthropoda; Insecta; Diptera; Glossinidae.